AAAUAAAUAAAAAAAUCGCCUUCAAAUAUUAUUUCUUAAGCUCUUUAUGAUUUCCAUUGCAAAUAUACCUCCAACAAAAUCUCAAAGAGAACGCUGUUGGCAAGCUAGAGAUAUCUUUUUUCAAUGUUUAGAUAAACAUUCUAUUAUUAAUCCAAUAACACAGAUUGAAAAAAUUAAUUCAUUCUGUUCAUUAGAAGAAGAGAGCUUUAGAAAUAACUGUGCAAAAAGCUGGAUAGAUUAUUUUAAAAAAAAAAGACUUAUUGAUUUUCAAAAUAGAUUUUAUAAAAAUUACAAUAACACUCAAAAUUCCAAACUAUGAUUUUACUUCAAAUUAAAUUAUAAUUCGUAAAUAUACUUAAUAAAUACAAACGCUCCUUAUU
This is a messenger RNA of Pneumocystis carinii B80, 380 nucleotides long. RefSeq lists its product as hypothetical. Gene Ontology annotation, cellular component: mitochondrial intermembrane space; mitochondrion; respiratory chain complex IV. Lineage: Eukaryota; Fungi; Ascomycota; Pneumocystomycetes; Pneumocystales; Pneumocystaceae. The transcript has 3 exons. The coding region runs from base 47 to 319 and encodes 90 amino acids. Gene Ontology annotation, biological process: mitochondrial respiratory chain complex IV assembly. The record is from RefSeq and is a predicted model, not a curated record.